Messenger RNA from Myxocyprinus asiaticus (Chinese sucker), 2306 nucleotides. Its product is annotated as ras-related protein Rab-6A-like. Bases 175 to 1026 code for a protein of 283 amino acids. NCBI's taxonomy places the organism in Eukaryota, Metazoa, Chordata, Actinopteri, Cypriniformes, Catostomidae. The record is from RefSeq and is a predicted model, not a curated record. The transcript has 8 exons. Gene Ontology annotation, molecular function: GTPase activity; GTP binding.
GUCAAGUUAGGUUGCUGAGUAGAACUGGGCCUGAAGGGGCGGCUGAGACUCUGAAACAGAACCGAAUAACAGAAACUGGGAUAUAAACGCCUUUGUUUUGUUUUUUUGGUUAGAACAUUUUAAUAGUCAUAGCAUUACAUCCACACCCUCAUUAGGGCCAGCGGAACCGGCAGCAUGUCUGCAGCAGGAGAUUUCGGCAACCCGCUCCGCAAAUUCAAGCUGGUGUUUCUGGGAGAACAGAGCGUGGGAAAAACAUCAUUGAUCACCAGAUUUAUGUAUGACAGUUUCGAUAACACUUACCAGGCCACGAUAGGAAUCGAUUUCUUGUCCAAAACAAUGUAUCUCGAGGACAGAACAAUCAGGCUGCAGCUUUGGGACACAGCAGGACAGGAGCGUUUUCGUAGUCUCAUUCCCAGUUACAUCCGAGACUCUGCUGCUGCUGUUGUAGUUUACGACAUCACAAGUAGGUAUCUGAGACCCACCAUGCAUCCGGUUCCCCUCCUCUUACCUCUUCCCCUUUCCCCUUCUCUCUCUCUCUCUCUCUCUCUCUGGUGGAUCUCUGGUGCUAAUAUAUUUGACCAGGUGCGGCUGCAGCUUUGGGACACAGCAGGACAGGAGCGCUUCCGCAGUCUGAUUCCCAGCUACAUCCGGGACUCUACAGUUGCCGUGGUAGUCUAUGACAUCACAAAUGUCAACUCAUUCCAGCAGACCACCAAAUGGAUCGAUGAUGUCCGAACAGAGAGAGGAAGUGAUGUCAUCAUCAUGCUGGUGGGAAACAAAACAGAUCUUGCAGAUAAAAGGCAGGUUUCUAUCGAGGAAGGAGAGAAGAAAGCCAAAGAACUGAGUGUAAUGUUUAUUGAAACUAGUGCUAAAGCAGGAUACAACGUCAAGCAGUUGUUCCGGCGGGUAGCUGCUGCUCUUCCUGGUAUGGAGAGCACACAAGACAAGAGCAGAGAGGACAUGAUCGACAUAAAAUUGGAAAAGUCUCCAGAGCAGCCGGUCAGUGAAGGCGGCUGUUCGUGCUGAAGUUUCAGCCUUGAUUUCUGUGCCGUGUCUCUCAUUGUUGCUCUUUCAGACACUCUCGAUCGCACUCACAGCAUCUCUCUGGAUUAUCUGCAGAAGCUCCACUCAGCUGGAGGGAGUAGGACACUACCUGCCAAUCACCCACAAAUGACUUCAAAAUUGAAAGCACAAUGUUGAUGUGAAUGUUGUUUUUCUAUUGUUUCCGUUAAUCUUACACCUUUUCUGGUGUUUUUGUUCGCUCUCAAACACUUUUUAUGAUGUCUUUUUCGUUUUGUCAGUCUGCUACAACGUCUGCAUCUUCAAAGCAUUCGUUUUAUUGGAGUUCAAAUAUUAAUGUAACUAUGACAUGAAUAGGAACAAAACAAGCUGAAUAAAUGAAAUUUAACUUGAGUAAGCACAGUAUCCAGAUUUGAAUAGGUGAGGACUCAAUCACUAAAUGUUGUUCCAUAUUCAUGGUGCAGAGAAGGAUGAAAUGUUUACAGAGUGUUUUUGAGAGUCUCCAAGUCUAGAUUUCAUUAUAUUUGGCAACAGGGUGUCCUCUGAGACACCGUUUAUCUCUUCAUUUUUUAGGAAGAAAGGAAAUAGUAAAAACAUUGUUUUUGGAUAUCAGGAGAAGCUAGAGCUGAUGUUUGCUCUGUUUUUCCCUCAUCCGGUUUCUCUUGGCUGUUUUUCAACCUUGGAUGGCAUUUUAUCAUGGUUAUUUUGAAAAUUAGAAAUCAUAUAGAAAAACAAAAGUUAAGUACAGCUACUAUACAGAAAUAUUAUGUAAAUUAAGGGAAGUGUCAGAUCCUGUUUAAACAGAUAAUAUGCAGUCAGGUUUGUUUAUUGGGCUUCCACUGGUUUGUUUUUUUGAUUUGCAUUGUAAAGUUGGAUUUUUUGUAAUACUGACACUGUAGAUUUAGGUUGUUUUCCCUUUUGAUUUUUUGAAUCAACCAUGAUCCCUAAUAUUUAUUUGUACUUGAUGUGUCAUUUUCUUUUUAAACACUGUUUAGUUUCUAGUUUUAAAUGUUCUGUCUCACACAGCUGGCACAUGUACAGUGAUAAGUUUGUCCCCAGACUGUAAUCUAAAUCUUUUUAAGAUCUAACAGCAGUUUGCGUAUUUUCAUUGUAUAUCUCAAUUUUUUUUUUUUCUUUUUCUCGAAUAUGUCUGAUACAUUUCAUAAGGAACAAUAAACCAGAACGGUUGGGUCUGGCAGUGCUGCUUGACACAAAUGCUCAUAAUUUGCACUGCGAAAAUUUAUAAGCAUCCCUGUUCAUCCCUAAUAAAAUCUUAUAUUUAGCAA